AAUAGAAGAGACGAGAUGUAAAGAGAAGAUUCUAGAACCCGUUGUAUUAAACCCUCUGUAAAACCCUAACAUGGGAAAUAAAACCCCAAACUGAGGCGAACAAAGAACCUGAGAUUCAGAAUUCUCUAGAAGGCGAGAGAGAGAGAGAGAGAAAUGGCGAAGCGGCUGGUUCCGUUGUUGAAUCGGGUUCUGGUGGAGAAGAUCGUUCCCCCAUCGAAAACGAACGCCGGCAUCUUGUUGCCGGAGAAAUCCACCAAGCUGAAUUCUGGAAAAGUAGUUGCGAUUGGGCCUGGAAUUCGUAGCAAGGAAGGGAAUCUAAUUCCGGUUUCUGUUAAAGAAGGCGACACUGUGCUUUUGCCUGAAUACGGUGGAACUGAGGUCAACCUUGCUGAUAAACAGUAUCAUCUUUACAGAGAUGAAGACAUACUGGGGACGCUGCAUGAUUGAUUUGUACCAAUUCUUGUUCUGCUUAAUUUGACCUGUUUCUUGUUGUUAUCAUCAUUUUUAAUGUAUGUUGUCUGCUGUUGGAACAAACCAUUUUUCUGCAACAAAUGGGGAAACUCUUUUUGAAUGCAUUGUGCUCGCUUGCUUAAGCAUUUUCCUUUCAUUGUAACUCAUAUAUUGGAAUCAGACUUGAUCAAUUGGAAAUGAAAAUCAUCGAGUUAUAUAUAUGGUGAUUCAAUGCAUUAUUCAAUAUUCCUCAAAUCAAGUUCUGUAGUCCACUGUUUUAUGUAGUCCGAUUUCAUUGGCUAAUCCAUCAACCAUAAUUCUUGACCCAGUUAGUGGGGUCACUGGAUCUUCGCUCCAUACAAAUAGGUUGAGAUUAGAUCAUACCCAAUUGAUUCUGAAGUGUGAGUAAAGAAUCAGGCAUAUUGAAUUCUAUUAUCAUAGUAUUGCUCAUAGGAUUUUCUUUACAAUUUGGUUCGGUCUAGUGUUAACUUCAUAUUCAGAAUUGGUACCCAGUAGUGCUCUUUCUGAGAUAUAUUUUGAUUGCAAUGUAUAUUUUAUUUUGUUAUGAAUCCUGAUCAUGAUAGUCAUAAUUCUAACUCUGUAAUACAAGGGUGACAAGCUAAAUAAACACAAGAGUAUAUUUUAUAGUCGCAUGUAAAUUCUUAAAUUCUUAAGUUUGAUGUGUAGAAUUACAAUUCAAGAAACACUUACUCGCUACAAGUUGAUUAUUCAGGGACACGACAACAAGCUUAGCAUGGAGAGCUUCAUGCACCUCCUUCCUAUUUAAGUAUAUCCAUUGUUUCGUCUUCAGCACAAAUGUCUAUCUUGUGUCUCCUUUCUUAUUUUAGUAUAGUUACAGACUGGUGUGGAUUUCAUAUGCUGAACUUGGAUCUGUCCAUGACCAUAAAACUCACAACUAGAGUUCAAGUCAGUUUUAAAGUCAAGGAGAGGAUUUCCUAUCUACAAAGUGCAAAAUGUCACCAUAGAACAGGGUUUCAUGUAUCUUGUUAAUACCAGUUUUUUUCUCAUCA
Arachis stenosperma is the source of this 1481-nucleotide messenger RNA. Its product is annotated as 10 kDa chaperonin, mitochondrial-like. Lineage: Eukaryota; Viridiplantae; Streptophyta; Magnoliopsida; Fabales; Fabaceae. The record is from RefSeq and is a predicted model, not a curated record. Bases 154 to 447 code for a protein of 97 amino acids. Gene Ontology annotation, molecular function: protein folding chaperone; metal ion binding; ATP binding. Gene Ontology annotation, cellular component: mitochondrial matrix. The transcript is spliced from 3 exons.